This is a messenger RNA of Colletotrichum higginsianum IMI 349063, 1191 nucleotides long. RefSeq lists its product as uncharacterized. The coding region runs from base 1 to 1191 and encodes 396 amino acids. Lineage: Eukaryota; Fungi; Ascomycota; Sordariomycetes; Glomerellales; Glomerellaceae. The transcript has 2 exons. The record is from RefSeq and is a predicted model, not a curated record.
AUGCCUUACGGGCCCGUCGUCACGAUGCAUGCCUUGAAAGUUGUCGCUUCGGCCGUCCUCCUCCGGGGCGUCGCCGCUGUCCCCGCACCGAGCCUCGUCGCCCGUGCCGAUGUCCUCGCUCCCACGGCCGCUUGGGUCAGCGUCAACAACAAGGGUGUCCCGACCACCGUCACCCCCGUCCCGACGACUGUCUCCGGCACCCCGACCCUCGAGUUCGCUGCACCCAACGCACUGACGGGUAGCGUCUUCACCUUCGUCGACUCCCGCCUCCACGUCAGCACGAGCACCGGCAGCCCGCCAUUGGCUACCGCCAACCACAAGAAUGGCGCUGGAGCUUUCGCCCCCUGCAGCAACACGAAGGGAGACUUCUCGCCUUUUUGUGAUCCCGUCAAGGGCAGUCAGCUCUACGUUGACGGGACCUACUACGUGACCUGGGACCCCACCGUGCUCAUCAAGGGCAAUAAGACCAACGUCCACGUCAAGAUCCAGGGCAAGGAGGUCAACGGCACAAAGGUCGGCGACACCGUCCUCAACGCCGACUCGGACAAGACCAACCCGGGCGCGUGGGGCUACUACGCCUGGCACGUCAGCAAGAACCUCAUCCACGCGGGCCAGGAGAACGCCACCAUCGAGCUCCUCAUGUCGUACACCAUCGAUAACAUCGCGCAGAAGGACAUCACGGGCCCCCGCGUUGUUGUCGCCAGGCGUCCGCAGUUUCACCCCGAGACCUCCCGGAUGCCCAAGGGCGCCGAGCUGUACGUCGCGCUGCCGACCGUCUUCGGCGUCGUCAUUCUCGCCGUCAUUGGCGGCUGCCUCUGGAACCGCCGCGCCCGACAGAUCGGCAUCGGGAACGUCAUGAGCCGCUCGCGCCACGGCUACGGCGUCGGCAAGUCGCGCGCGCAGCGCCUCGGCGCCCGCGUGCGCCAGAGCGUCUUCCCGCGCAGCCGCAAGGACCGCGGCAUCCAGCUCCGCCAGCAGCGCGAGAUGAGCCCCGACGGCGGCUACGUAUACCGCGACGAACCCCUCGACAGCCAGCACCAGCAGCAGCCCGCCGGCCGUCCUAGAAGAGACAGCGACGCGCUCGGUAGUCUUGCGGGCAGCCCGACAUCGACCCACUUUCCGGACCACGGCGCGCAAGGCGGCAACGCCUUCCGGGAGGAGCUGAGGAGGCAGGAGAGGGAGAGGUAUUAG